AGAUGUUGGAGGGCCAGUAUUUUCUUAUCAUAUGGAUUAUAUUGACGGUGAUUUACAGACUUCUAGAGCGGAUUUAAAAGGUAUAAUCACAGGAGGUAUAGGGAAUUUUGCUUUUGCUACAAAAUUAGAAAGAAUUCGUGCAGCGGCAAAUGUAGAUAUUGUUACUUCUAUG
This is a messenger RNA of Racocetra persica, 172 nucleotides long. The record is from the annotation of a GenBank genome assembly. NCBI's taxonomy places the organism in Eukaryota, Fungi, Glomeromycota, Glomeromycetes, Diversisporales, Gigasporaceae.